AAAAUUUUAUUCUCAACUGGUCAGUAAAGACUAAAGAGAGAGAGAGAGAGACAUGGCAACAGAGGCUCCGAAGAUCAUUUGGAACGAGAGCCAGCAGAGGUUCGAGACAGAGGAUAAGAAAGCUUACAUAGAGUACGAGCUCAGGGAUGGCGGGAAAGUCAUGGACAUCGUUCACACGUUCGUUCCAUCUAGCAAGAGAGGCCACGGUCUCGCUUCCCAUCUCUGUGUCUCGGCCCUCAAUCAUGCGAAAGCUCAUUCCAUGUCCGUAAUCCCAACCUGUUCUUACGUUUCUGAUACAUUUCUUCCCCGGAAUCCAUCAUGGAAUUCAAUCAUAUAUACAGAUGGUCAUAAAUCUAAUAUGUGAAAGUUCUCAACUUUUACCAACUAGAAUAUAUUUACAUAGACAUACAUAUCAAAAAGAAUAAAGAACAUCUUUUCUAUGUAAUGAUGUCCAUACUCUGCUCCUCAUUUCAUGGCUUUAGGGGGUUAUGUUGUGGGUGCAUCUAUCUGAGAAAUAAAAAAGGAAACUAUAUGCAAAUUUAAGUAUGGAGUAUGUGUGAGAGGUCAAUUCUAGUUCCAUCAAAACCAGGUCAUUUUAAAUA
This is a messenger RNA of Nelumbo nucifera (sacred lotus), 602 nucleotides long. Its product is annotated as Acyl-CoA N-acyltransferases (NAT) superfamily protein. The record is from RefSeq and is a predicted model, not a curated record. NCBI's taxonomy places the organism in Eukaryota, Viridiplantae, Streptophyta, Magnoliopsida, Proteales, Nelumbonaceae.